This is a messenger RNA of Hirundo rustica (Barn swallow), 2697 nucleotides long. It is a transcript of the gene IP6K3, whose product is annotated as inositol hexakisphosphate kinase 3. The coding region runs from base 295 to 1725 and encodes 476 amino acids. NCBI's taxonomy places the organism in Eukaryota, Metazoa, Chordata, Aves, Passeriformes, Hirundinidae. Gene Ontology annotation, molecular function: inositol hexakisphosphate kinase activity. The transcript is spliced from 6 exons. The record is from RefSeq and is a predicted model, not a curated record. Gene Ontology annotation, biological process: phosphatidylinositol phosphate biosynthetic process; inositol phosphate biosynthetic process. Gene Ontology annotation, cellular component: cytoplasm; nucleus.
GGAAGCUCCGUCCCUCUCCCGGUGUCAGCCCACUCUGCAGGGAGGUGACAAACCCGGCGGGGGCCGAGCUGAGGGGGAGUUCCGUGAAAAGCAGAUGGACAAAUCCGCGGUUGUUUUCCUGGAGAGCCGAUUUCCCAAGAGAGCCGGAGCGCACGGCCGGCUCCUCUCGUCCUGUUCCGAGCCCUCGCACGCGGCCCUUCGCCUGUCCCACCCAGGGUGGUUCUCCCUGGCACAGCCCCGCUGGAAUGUCAGCUGGACAUUCCGGGCUCCUGCCAACGCCGACGCAGUCGGGCCAUGCCCAAGCGUUCCCUCAUUCCUCCCUCCGCAGCCGCAGCGAGAAGCAGCGAGAAGCGCGGCACAGGCAGCGCCCCGAGGCUCAGCCGCAGCCGCCGGCGCGCACCCGCACCCACAGGCUUCAUCGGUGAAAAGGCGGCGUGGAGGACACCCCAGCGCGGGGGGCACAGCAGAGCGGGUGCGCUCAGGCCGGGCACUGCCCACCCCAGGCCGUGUUUCCCAGCUCCGUGCGCUGCCGCCGAAGGGGUUCCAGCCCCCCGGGCCGUGCCUGGCGCCAUGGUGGGUCAGAGCCCUGCCGAGGGCAGGGCGGCCGUGCUCCUGCAGCCCUUCGUGCACCAGGUGGGCGGCCACACCAGCAUGCUGACCUACGACGAGCACACCGUCUGCAAGCCCCUGGUGUCGCAGGAGCUGAGCUUCUACGAGUCCCUGCCCCUGGCCAUGAGGCAGUUCACGCCUCAGUACAAAGGUACCGUGUCCGUGCACCUCAAGAAGGACAGCCUGGGCAACCUGACCCUGAUUGCGAGCCCCAGCCUGGGCCAGCCGGACGGCGCCGGCGGUGACCCCGCGGCCAGCUUGUGGCACAAAUGCAAGUGGAGCCACACCCAGGUCACCAAGACCUUCAAAGACAGCUGCCCUGGGAAGAUGCUUUUGAGGACAGACCUUCAGUACCACACAGAUUCCCUUUUGGAAGAUGCAAACGGAAAGCAGCCAGAAAAGAGGAGCUACAACCCCUGGGGACUGCACUGUCACCGGCAGCACCUGAACCGCAUAUCCUCCAAGCACAACGAGAACAAACUUCAUCAGUUCCUCCUGCUGGAAAACGUGGUGUCCAAGUACAGCUAUCCCUGCAUCCUGGACCUGAAGAUGGGCACUCGGCAGCACGGGGAUGACGCCUCGGAGGAGAAGAAAGCCCGGCACAUCAAGAAGUGUGAGCAGAGCACCUCGGCAUCGCUGGGCGUGCGCGUCUGUGGGAUGCAGGUUUACCAGGCAGACAGCGGCCAUUUCCUGUGCAAGGACAAAUACUACGGGAGGAAGCUGUCUCCGGAGGGAUUCCAGCAGACCCUGCGGCAGUUCCUGUCCAACGGGAACCAGCUGCGGACGGACCUGCUGGAGCCCAUCAUCCUGCGCCUCAAGGCCCUGCUGGCCGUGAUCAGGAAGCAAAGCUCCUACAGGUUCUACUCCAGCUCCCUCCUCAUCAUCUACGAAGGGCAGGAGCACAAGGAGAGUGCGGAUCGUCACCCGCCCUUCCCGAAAACGCACGGCACGAACCCCUCCAGGGUGGACGUGAGGAUGAUAGACUUUGCCCACACCACCUUCAAAGGCUCCAAGAGCAACCCCAACCCCACCCCGCACGACGGGCCGGACCACGGCUACAUUUUCGGCCUGGAGAACCUAAUCAAGAUCCUUCAGAGCCUGUCAGAAGGGAAGUGAGAAAUCCUGUGAAUUUCCUGGAUUUCCUAGUGACUGACAGCCCUGAAAAUCCCGCCUGGGCUCGGCCGUGUGGGACCCUGCGGCCGCUGGAUGUGGCGUGGAACGAGCACGGAUGAAUCGGGAAGUGCUGAAAACUCUCCGUGCGCCGUCACUGAACUGAGGCGUGGAAAGCAGAGAGCUGGAAGAAUCUGCUCUCUCUGCCCUCCGUCAGAAGAUUUAUUUUCCUUUCUGGUUUUACUGCUGUCCUUGAUUUAUUUGUGAGCCAAAGAAAGCAUUGCUUGGGAAGAGUCUUAAUGAUAAAGCCGGAGCUGCUCGCCCCGCAGCUGAGCGGGAGGAGGGGGUUUGGGGCAGGAAUGAACAGUUUGAGCUUUUUAUUUUUGGAGCUUCCCUUCCUCUUCCUGCUCAGGUGGGAGAGAAAAACACCCUCCAACAUUCCCAGUGCCCCUGGUCGGGAUUCUCUGUGCACCUGUUCAGACCAAGAGCUGCACCUCACCGAGAUUCAACAUCCCUGUGGGGUUAUAACAGGGAGUUUUCCAUGGAUUUUCUAGGAAAGAGGCUCCAUUGGGGCUGGAAGCGUGGGAAUGCGACGACUCUGUCAGGUAUCAGUCACAAAAAAACAUUCACAUCAAGGGAUUUUUGCUUAAAAAAAAAACCCCAAAAAACAAGGAAAAAAAAAAAGCAAAAAAAAAGGCGUGAGAUUGAGUCAGAGACUGGAUGUCAAAGGUCACCCAGAAAUUCUUUGAUCCAAAAACUGCGUGUGUUUGUGUGUGUGCGCGCAUGUGCGUGUGUUUGAAGGAGACAGUAACAAAAGACUCUAAAAAUAAUGUUUACAGCUUUUGUGGACAGAUUUUAUUAUUAUGACGGAACAAAUAUAAUUCCUUCCUGCAUGGUGUGGGAAAUCUGAAGAAGUCCUUGCACAAGGAACAGUGCUACAGAACUCCACUAUCGGAGAGUGGGGAUAUAAAUAAAAUU